Centropristis striata (black sea bass) is the source of this 4289-nucleotide messenger RNA. RefSeq names its product MYCL proto-oncogene, bHLH transcription factor b (gene myclb). The transcript has 3 exons. The record is from RefSeq and is a predicted model, not a curated record. Gene Ontology annotation, biological process: regulation of transcription by RNA polymerase II. Lineage: Eukaryota; Metazoa; Chordata; Actinopteri; Perciformes; Serranidae. Gene Ontology annotation, molecular function: DNA-binding transcription factor activity, RNA polymerase II-specific; protein dimerization activity; RNA polymerase II cis-regulatory region sequence-specific DNA binding. Bases 296 to 1744 code for a protein of 482 amino acids.
UAUAGUGCAGUAGUCGGCAAAGAAAGUGACCACAGACCGAAGCCUAUCCAGCCGUCUGAGCGGCGGGACUGCGAACAAACCUUUAGCUCACCGACUGUUUACAACAGACAGACAACAGACAGCCAGCGGAUCAACUCCCAGUUUGCGGCAGAUUAAGGAAAUCAUUGCUGCGGCUGCGUUUUGGACACUUAAAUAUAUUGCGCACGGCGGAUCUAUGAAGACGCAGGCAGGUUUUUCACUCGCAACACCAGACCGAGGGAACAGGGAGUGAUUCACCCCGCUGCCUGCAGCCCCCAUGCCGGGCAUUAGCUCCACCGCGCCUCGGUAUGAAAACUGGGACAUGGACCACCUCGACCACUACCAACAUUAUUUCUACGACGACCACCACGACCCGGACGAGGAUUUCUUCAAGUCCACAGCUCCCAGUGAGGACAUAUGGAAGAAAUUUGAGCUGGUACCGACCCCGCCCAUGUCCCCUAUCCGGGCGGUGGAAGGGUCUGGCAGGGUCGGGCUGCUGUACCCGUCUCUGGGGGACAAGCUGGAGUGGGUGUCUCAGUUCUUAGGGCAGGAGGAUGAGCAGCAGCAGCAGCAGCAGCAGCAGCAGCAGCAGCAGGAUUUUCCCUGCAAGCUGACCACAAACAAUGACUCGUUCGGGAACCUGAGCUCCAUCAUCAUCCAGGACUGCAUGUGGAGCGGCUUCUCCGCCGGACAGCAGCUGGAGAGAGUUGUAGGGGAGCGCUGCGCCUCCUGUCCCGGGACAGGACAGGGGGCAGCGGCUAAAGUCGCAGCCGGGUCUGCGGUUACAUCCCCGGGGAGGGCUCAGUGCGCCCCCGCGGACUCGUCGGCCCUCAGCGGGCUGGCCGCGGACUGUGUGGACCCGGCUGCAGUGCUCACCUUCCCGUUAACCGGUGGAUGCAAGAAACAAGUGUCCUCUGGGUCCGAGUCUCACACCGACUCAUCAGAUGAUGAAGAUGACAAAGACGAUGAUGAGGAGGAGAUCGACGUGGUGACGGUGGAGCACAAGCAGCAGCGCAAACCUCGUCGACUGGUCAACACUCGCAAACCGGUGACCAUAACGGUGCGAGCGGACCCCCUGGACCCCGGCAUGAAGCGGUUCCACAUCUCCAUCCACCAACAGCAGCACAACUACGCUGCCCCCUCCCCAGACACACUCCCCACGCCGGUGGAGCCUCCUCGCAAGAGGGUCCGGCAGGAGGCCUCCUCCCAUGCCGCCCACCCCCACCAGAACUCUCAUUACCAGCAGCCCCGGCCCGGCCACGCCCCUCUGAACUUAGACAGCAGGAAGUCUCACGUGACCGGGAGCGGCGUCAGGUCGGAGUCACCUAACCUCAGCGCCUGUUCUCCUACCUCCUCCACGUCACCGUCGUCUCCUCCCUCCUCCUCCACCUCCCACUCCCAGAGCUCGCCCUCCAAGCCCCACUCCUCCUGCCACUUCUCCAGCCCCCAGUCCUCCGACUGCGAGGACACAGACAAGCGCAAGGCGCACAACUUCCUGGAGCGCAAGCGGAGGAACGACCUGCGCUCGCGGUUCUUGUCGUUGCGGGACGAGAUCCCGGGCUUAGCGGACUGCCCCAAGACGCCCAAGGUGGCGAUCCUGACGCGGGCCACCGAGUACCUGCAGCAGCUGCACGUCAGCGAGCGGCAGAAGGCUCAGGAGAGGAAGCAGCUGAAAUCCAAGCAGCUGCAGCUGCUGCAGAGGCUGGCGCUGCUCAAACGCUCCUGAGCGACGGGGUCGACUGUCACCAUACACCUCACGGGACUGACUACAUGAAGGAGAAAAGACACUAAUGUUCACUUUGAUUUGGUCACGUUGGAAUAGUGCGGGUGGAUUUUUUUUUUUUUGUUUGUUUUCUAUUUGUGGUUUGCACAUUAGCUUCUGAGUGAUUGACGAGGCCGUAAGCCGGUCAGGACAGCAAGCUAGGGACUGAUCUAAUGGGGCAUCUUACGGGCAGAUUAAUAUGUCCAUGGUUACUCAAUAUAAGUUUGUCAAACUGUUCUAUUUCCCCUCGCUGAAAAAUGUUCAAAACUAUUGCUUGCAAUGGGAAGGCUCGCUGUGAAUGCAGCAGCUUGUGAAACUGCUACAGCUGUGCUGUCGACCUGCUGCAUGGUCCGCUCAGACGUUUCCUUGAUUGUGAUAGGGCUUGGUGUGCAUGCACAGCAGAGAUGUCUUCGUUUUCUGUCCGUCAUCAGUCUCAAGGCCCCCUUAGAGAAUGGUCUCCUUUGCAUUUCAUGUUCAUUACAGUCCCCUGCUCCUUAGCACUUGGCACACAACUUGGAAUAUUUAAAAUCAAGUUGUGCCUUGUUUCUGCUCUGCUUGUUUUCAUUUUUCUUUCUCAUUUUCCAUAGCAUCUAACCUUUUUUCUUUAUUUUUUUUCUUUGCACUUUUUCCUUCUCAGUUUCUUCUUUAUGUUUGCUGCUCAUGGGGGGCUGUAGUGGGACUGUACUGAGCCCUGCAACAGUGAUGUUACAACUGGAUACAAUAUGUUCUGCACCUCCUGGAAUAGCUCAGGUUAAGUCCCAACUUCUGUGCCUGCAGGUUUCCAUUCUUCUUGCAUCAUAAAUGUUUUAACAGCAGCACCGUGCCCACAGUAACAACCAGUUUUGUAGCAUUGUUUGGAGAAAAUGAGAAAACAUGUUGCCAAACAGGCAUUGUUUGAGAUGAAUCCUGUUUUCAAUCAAUAUCUGCAAAAACACUAUGAAGAUACCAAGAUUUCUUUACUAUUGUUGUGCCAUGGAGACCAGCCAAAAGGUGAAUGUUGGCUUCAAAUUAUCAACCGAAAGAAACUCUUUGUGAAUGGCUUAAAUUGAAUCUCUAUGUUUAAGCAACAUUAAAAAUUAAAAAUGCCAACUUUUGCUUUGAGAUGAAGCCCAACGAAGUCCAACUGUACAUUUCUUUCAUCUUGCUGUCUGAUAUAUUUGUAAAAUUGUUUUUGCAUUUUGAUGUAAUGCCUAUAGAAGCCUUUCAAUGUACGUAGACGAUCCUGUUGGAUGUUAUGUAUAUAGUACCUUUACUGUACAGUCCCUAAAACAAAACCAGAGCUGUCUACUAUACUCAUCCUAGAUUUUGUUUGCCCCGCGUCCUAAACCGGGGCCGAGCUUGCCGGCUUUUCAAUGAUAACUCAAAGCUUCUAUUUUUGUUAAUAAAAAUGAUAAAUGAAAAAGAGUCAAAAUAAAACACUUACUGAACAUUGAUCACACUAGCCACUUUGUCACCACAUUUUUGUUUUGUUUUGCAAUGCCUACUUGUUUUCUUGACUGUUCAUUAGGUUAUCUGUCUCUGGGGUUUCUUUUAUUUGUACAAGUCAGAGUUGACAAAAGUUUUAUACUAUAUUUUCCUACCGAGUUUGUGUUUCAGUGUGAGCUAAUGACUGUUUUUGUUAUUGUAGCUGGCAGGGCUUUAUUGGUGGUUAUGUGCAGAACAUUGGCAUUGUGGGGUCUGCUUUCUCUCCGUGGAGUGGAAAGCACCUGAAUGCUCAAUCCAAUCACUGUAGCUGUAGCACUCUCUUAAAUCUGGCGCGCGUGGGGGGGGGACUUAAGAGGAUCUACCGAUUAAACUUCUGGCUGUGUGUAGCCUAUAGUGACCUUAAUGUUACUGCUUUCUCUCUACUUUUUUCUGCAAGCCCUGGUGCUCCCUAUUGUUCCCAUAACAAGCCAUGCAACAGAGAACACUGUAGCCCUGGUACUAGUACUGUAAUUGACUCGGUCAUGACGAGUAGCAUCCUCUGCUCUUACCAGCACUCAGGAAACUCCCACGUAGCCUGUAGCUCUCCUUGUGAUAGGGCCAUAGGCUGUGCUCGAGGACAACGCCCCCCCGCUUUGAUAUGCUGUAUAUGUAACCGAACGCCAGACCCACACAGAGAGCGAGAGAGAGAGCAUUACAUCAGAGGUACCACAGACAUAUACCUCAAGAUACCACCAGUAAUGUUCCCUUGAAUUAGCUGUUUUAAUGUUUUUCUGCUAAUUAAUUCAGCACAAACCACCAUUAUUAGCCCUGAUUUUUUUUUUUUUUGUUAAAUAGGGUGCACCCAGAGCAGUGGUUUGCCCCAUUAUUAUUAUUAUUUUUAUUUGUUUGACUUGUAUGGGUCACUGGUCUCUGCUGUUGGCACAGUCACGGUGGCAGUGGGCGUUGCUUACUUUGGGAGUUUAAAUAUGGUGAUUUUGGAGCCUUGUCUCAGCACUUUGUUUUUUUCUGUACCUCAUAAGCCUCUAUGUAUGAAGAGUAAGUCAGAAAAAUAAUAAAUUCAUGGUUUGACAUCAAUCAAAUAUGA